Colius striatus (speckled mousebird) is the source of this 741-nucleotide messenger RNA. RefSeq names its product SIX homeobox 6 (gene SIX6). The transcript has 2 exons. Gene Ontology annotation, molecular function: DNA-binding transcription factor activity, RNA polymerase II-specific; RNA polymerase II cis-regulatory region sequence-specific DNA binding. The record is from RefSeq and is a predicted model, not a curated record. Gene Ontology annotation, biological process: regulation of transcription by RNA polymerase II; eye development. The coding region runs from base 1 to 741 and encodes 246 amino acids. Gene Ontology annotation, cellular component: transcription regulator complex; nucleus. NCBI's taxonomy places the organism in Eukaryota, Metazoa, Chordata, Aves, Coliiformes, Coliidae.
AUGUUCCAGCUGCCCAUCCUCAAUUUCAGCCCGCAGCAGGUGGCCGGGGUAUGCGAGACCCUGGAGGAAAGCGGGGACAUCGAGCGCCUGGGGCGCUUCCUCUGGUCCCUGCCCGUGGCCCCUGCGGCCUGCGAGGCGCUCAACAAGAACGAGUCGGUGCUGAGAGCCAGGGCCAUCGUGGCCUUCCAUACGGGGAACUACCGAGAGCUCUACCACAUCCUGGAGAAUCACAAGUUCACCAAGGAGUCCCACGCCAAACUGCAAGCCCUCUGGCUGGAAGCACACUACCAGGAGGCGGAGAAGCUGCGGGGCCGACCCCUGGGGCCGGUGGACAAGUACCGGGUGAGGAAGAAGUUCCCGCUGCCCCGCACCAUCUGGGACGGCGAGCAGAAGACACAUUGCUUCAAGGAGCGGACGAGGCAUUUGCUGCGGGAGUGGUACCUGCAGGACCCUUACCCCAACCCCAGCAAAAAGCGGGAACUGGCUCAGGCCACGGGACUAACACCCACGCAAGUGGGCAACUGGUUCAAAAACCGCAGGCAAAGAGACAGGGCAGCAGCCGCUAAGAACAGGCUACAGCAGCAGGUCCUAACGCAGGGCUCGGUGCGCUCGCUGCAAGCAGAGGAGGAGAGCGGCGGGGAGGCCGGGGGGGCCGCCUCCAGCCCCGCAGCCAGCCUUUCCAGCAAAGCGGCCACCUCCGCCAUCUCCAUCACAUCCAGCGACAGUGAAUGUGACAUCUGA